Lucilia sericata (common green bottle fly) is the source of this 2084-nucleotide messenger RNA. RefSeq names its product membrane metallo-endopeptidase-like 1. The transcript has a single exon. Lineage: Eukaryota; Metazoa; Arthropoda; Insecta; Diptera; Calliphoridae. Bases 256 to 2007 code for a protein of 583 amino acids. Gene Ontology annotation, molecular function: metalloendopeptidase activity. The record is from RefSeq and is a predicted model, not a curated record. Gene Ontology annotation, cellular component: plasma membrane. Gene Ontology annotation, biological process: protein processing.
AAAUAUUUCAUAAAUGUGAACUUACCUUAAGUUUUAAAUGUACAAAAUCAGCUAAUGAUUCCAACGAACCCUGUCAGAAUUUCUACAAAUACGCCUGCAGUAAUUACAGUCAACAGAAUCCUGAUCCCAACUAUAGUGAAAUAACACAAAAAUUGAAUUAUGAAAUGAAUAAAAAGUUAUUGCAAAUAUUGGAUAAGAAAAAAUCGUAAACAGAUUGCUGACCCUAAUAUACACACAUUUUAUGCGAAAAUCCUUAUGUACUUGGACUCAUGUGAAAAUGAAACACAAAGAAAUUUACGAAAAUAUUUUAAUGAAAUCAAACCGAGCCAUAAUUUAAAUUGGCCCUUAUGGAAACACAAAGAUCAAUGGUUGGAGGCAGAUAAAAAUGUUAGUGAUGUUAUUAUAUAUAAUUACUUAGAACGUAGAGAUAUAAUGAACAUUUUUUGGCGUAACCGGCAAUUAUAUACCGAAUUUGAUUCAUGGUUUAUAUUGAAAUAUAUUGAGCGUAACGAAACAACAGUUAACAAGUUUGAUUUUAUGUCUUUAUUGGGAGAAAUGCAAUCUUAUGGUUUAAAUAAUGUCAUAGUAAAUCAUCAAAUCAUCAGGAAUAAAGAUAACUCUCUUAAUAUCUGGCUAGCUCCUGCUUUUCUUGAGAUUGGGGGUUCCCUACCCGAUAAUACGAUUCUGCAAGUAUUGCUUAUGGCUUUGGGUAUAGAGGACACAGAGCCAAUAAUACUACAAUUAAGUAAAACCGAUUUUAAAUGGCAAAACCUAACACAAAGUUAUGUCGACACCACUGAGAGUAAAGAGACGACAUUGGAUAAUAUAGCUAAGCUCUAUCCCCAGCUUAGUUUAAAAUUAUAUAUUGAAAAUCUGUUGGGUUCAGAGUUAAAUAAUCUGGCAAAUAUAACUUUAGAAAAUCCGAAAUAUUUUGAGUAUUUAAAUGAAAGACACUGGACUAGCGAGGAGCUGGAACAUUUGUGCAACUACUUAAUGAUGAAGUUUCUGUUUUAUUUAGCCGAGGAUAGUACAACUGCAUUUACACCGCUCGAUUGUAUGCAAGAUUUACGCCGUAAAUUUGAUCUGGCUGUAAAUUAUUUUUAUUCUGAGGAGUUUUAUAAAAGGGAAGCAAACCAAUUUAGUGAAGCUUUGAAUAACAUCUGGUUCAAAAUAAAAGCCACGAUGGCAGAGAUUUUUGAAGACAAUUAUUUAAGCCUUUCUGAGCAACAAAUUAUUUACCUAAAGAAAAAACUGGCAGGUAUUAAUGCGAAUACAGGAAAUUUACCCAGGCCUUCUUAUUCCAAUUUACAAGCCUUUUAUAGGGAUUUACCCGAUUUGGAUGAAAGUAAUUACUAUAAAAAUCAUUUGUUACUGUUGAAACAUCGUUUUCGCAAAUCUAUGUAUUAUCCUCAAACUCAAACGCAUUACAUAGUAUCAGACAAUCGUAUGGGUAGUGUUUCCUCGCCAUUUUAUGUACUUCAGCAAAAUCUGGUAGUUAUACCGUUUAGCAGUUUCCAGUCACCCCUAUUCAACUACACCCAAACACCUCUUCAACAGUUAUCACUUUUCGGUUUUGUUUUAGCUCACGAACUAACACAUGCAUUUGAUACUACCGGCCUAAGUUAUGAUAAACAGGGUUUUCCUUUAUCCUCUUCCUCAGAUAUAAUCGAUCAUGUUAAUUUCACCAACUCCUUAGAUUGUAUGCAACAUCAGCAGUUUACCGACGACAUUGAUGAACGUAUUGCUGAUCUCUUUGCUGUUCGGCUGGUUUAUCGUACUUAUUUGGAAAACUAUGCAAAGGAAGAUGAAGCAGAGGAUUGGCGGAAAGAGUUUUUCCUAAAUCUGGCACAGUUUUUCUGUGGCAAAGAUAAUCUAAAUUUUAUUGAUCAUGAUUCAGAUGCCAUACGUUUGCAGCAAAUUUUAAUGAAUUUUCAACCAUUCUCGGAGACCUUUGGUUGUGAAGAAGGUGAACCUAUGAAUCCUAAAACUAAAUGUAGACUUUAUUGAGAUAAUGCUGGAUUUUCAUUCUGGACGUGACACGAUUGCAUAUGCAGAAUGGAUUGGGAUUUAGUUUUAGAUAUAUA